Patiria miniata (bat star) is the source of this 1313-nucleotide messenger RNA. RefSeq lists its product as uncharacterized. The record is from RefSeq and is a predicted model, not a curated record. The transcript has 2 exons. NCBI's taxonomy places the organism in Eukaryota, Metazoa, Echinodermata, Asteroidea, Valvatida, Asterinidae. The coding region runs from base 535 to 1104 and encodes 189 amino acids.
UUGACGUCAACAUGUACAAUGCUGUGUGGAAAACUACCAACAGGUUUUGCCCGCAUUAGAAGUUCCCGAAAUUUCCGCGUGGGAUUUUUAUAUCGAAGAGGUGUUAAUUGACUAAAAUAGACUGUCAACAAACUGACUGGCUUCGGAGAGAAUACUCGUGUCAUGAACGGUGAAAUUAAACGUCGGUGGCAAAAACAGUACAACCAGUGAAGACAUCGGUGAUUUCACAGAACUAGUUUAGACUGUACCUAAAGUGUAAAAUGUUGCCUCCGUAUAAUAACAUGAAAAAGGACUCACUGUAUUGUGCAUUCCUCAACUGGAACGCGGAAAAGAUUAGAGUCUGUGGUCAAAGAGACCGGAUCUGAGGAGGCCGCAUUUCUUAAUGAUACUGGAGACCGGAGUCAAUGCGAAUGCACGCAUGGUGGCGUCAAAUUAUAUAUAGGUGUAUACUUCAGCCACACAGUUUGCACCCAUCGCAGCUUCCAACGACAGGACGACUGAUCCGACCGGGUCCAUCUGCCGUCUCCGCCGACCAUGCCGUGCACCAGCGAGAGCUGCAAGGAUGACGCCUUCGGGUGUUGUAUAUGCACGUCUGCAUUGGGGGUUUUUUUUUCUGUGUUCAUGAUACUCGUGUUUACACUUGGACUGCCUCUAUGGGUUUUCUUUGUUUCCGGAUUGUUCGCAGUUAUGUUCUGGAUCUGUUGGUGUAUAUGCCUAUUUGUAUUUUUCGUGGGGCCACCUUCAAAAUGUCGCAGAACCGGUCGCAGAACGCGGAACCCAGAACCGGUCGUUCGGCUCCGAAACCUACCUCCAGCUGCUCCCGAAGAAAUCAAUGGAGGCCAAAUGAACACCGGUUUCGUCGACGACCCGCCGCCGUCUUUCACCGAUGCGUCAGCCUCGUUCCCAACGGUGCUAGCCUUGAGGACCAACAACACGCCACAAAGACUUCCCCGAGAGGCAGUCAGCAACCGUGCUACAUGCGAACCCCCACCGCCAUCUUACGAGGACGUCUGCCUUGCUACCCCGGCCGAGGCACCGUCUGCAACGGGCGAGCCCCUGCCGCCAUCAUACGAAGAAGUCACAGCUAAUAACGGUACACGGUGAUGACGUGACAACCCGUGAACAAAAUGUACUUACUACUUUCCGUUCUCUUUUGCGUACUGUGAUUUCUUUAAGCGGGUAUAACACCAGCAUCAGGUAUCAGCUGCAUUUUUCAGCCUUUACUUCAUGCAGCCAAGUCCUAAUUGACAUGUUGCCAACGGAGCCAAAUCGGCGGAAGUACCGUUGAAUAUUGGAAAAGCGGGGCGGGAGGG